AUGGUUAAACCAAAAGGACCCUCAACUACCCAAAGAACUGUGGUGCUUCUACUUGGUACCGGAUUUGGCUUGUACUGGGGAAUGAAAUACUUGAACGAAAACUACAAACUAGUAUCUUAUAAACCACCUAAAGACGACAAGCCGGUUAAAUUUUCCCUGAAAUACAGAGAUGUGCAACCACUAGAAAAAAGGAAACCUAUAGAAGCGGAAAUAGUGGAGGCUACUUCCGAAAAGAACUGA
This is a messenger RNA of Komagataella phaffii GS115, 240 nucleotides long. RefSeq lists its product as hypothetical. The transcript has a single exon. The coding region runs from base 1 to 240 and encodes 79 amino acids. NCBI's taxonomy places the organism in Eukaryota, Fungi, Ascomycota, Pichiomycetes, Pichiales, Pichiaceae. The record is from RefSeq and is a predicted model, not a curated record.